UCAUGUCAUGCAUAUCAGCUUCUCAAAUUAUAUACACUUAUAAAUAUAUACAUAUAUAUAAAUCUUAAUCUUCUUCAUAAUUAUAGGUAUUGCCUUGGUUUUUUUUUUUUUCCUUUUCUGAAACAUUCAUAAAUUAUUUUUUCCCCUAAGAAUUUGCAGAAAUGGGUGAAGAAGCUGAUAUGAAUAAUGGAAUGUUUGCAAGUACUCCAAAUUUUGUUGAGAAGAAAGAUCAAUGGAUGAACAUGAAGGAUCAUGAUGAUCAUAUCAUUAUUUAUGAUGAUGAUGAUGAGAUUACAAGUUCAUCAUCAUCAUCAUUCAUCGGGGAUGUAUAUUCAAGAACUUGUUCAUCAUCAUCAUCAUUAGACAUGGUGGAUGAUGCAUCUUCAUCUUCAUCUUCUUCCACCAUUGAUGGACCUUUGUUUCAUUUAUCUGAGCUCAUGGCCCAACUCCCCAUCAAGAGAGGACUUUCCAAAUAUUUUCAAGGGAAAUCACAAACAUUUACAUCACUUUCAAGUGUGAACACCGUUGAAGAACUUGCAAAGAAGGAAACCCCAUUUUAUAGGAAGAAAUUGAAGGCAUGUAAAAGCCAUAAAUUGUACACUCCUCCAAGGGCCACCAUUGGUAAGAAAUUAUGGAGAAAUCAUGGGCUUUCAUCGUCAUGCCUAGGGAGGAAUGUUAGAAGUAGUUUUUUAAGUGGUAGGCCUCCCAUAAUUCCUAUUCCAAAGAAAUUUUAAUUUUCGAGAUUUUCGGUAUUCGAUAACCAUGUUGAAUUUCAACUAUAUUUGAACUUGAGCCACAUUUUACUCCUUAGUGCGGGAAGAUCCACAAGAUUAUAACCCCAAAA
This is a messenger RNA of Gossypium arboreum, 844 nucleotides long. RefSeq names its product protein OXIDATIVE STRESS 3-like. Lineage: Eukaryota; Viridiplantae; Streptophyta; Magnoliopsida; Malvales; Malvaceae. The record is from RefSeq and is a predicted model, not a curated record. The coding region runs from base 162 to 734 and encodes 190 amino acids. The transcript is spliced from 2 exons.